CAGUGGGGACACAGAAAGUGAAUCAGCAACAACAAUACGUACACCACAACCUUCACCGGAAGCCACCACAUCUGUAAAGGGCAACUACAACACUGGCGUGGACCCCCAGCGGCCACUAAGGUGCCUGGAAACACUCGCCCAGAAGGCAGGCAUCAGCUUCGACGAGGACUUUGCCAAGAGUCCAUCCCAAUCGCCCAGCUCUAAGGUAGCACGUGGGUCAGUCGGAACGCCAUCAAUCAGACGGCGCCACCCACUACUGCCGCUCAGCAGCAGAUCGCCAAGUACACCCGACUCAAGGACAACCGGCCGCAAACUGGAGAAGUCACAGAGUCCAGCUCAACAGGUGGCGGCUGCCACCAAUGUGCCGCUACAGAUCUCCCCCGAGCAGCUGCAGCAGUUAUAUGCAAAUAAUCCCUACGCCAUUCAGGUGAAGCAAGAGUUUCCCACGCACACGACGGGUAACAGUGGAACUGAGCUAAAGCAUGCAACCAACAUUAUGGAUGUUCAGCAGCAGUUGCAGUUGCAGCAGCAGCUUUCGGAAGCCAGCGGUGGAGGAGCAGCCUCGGCCGGAGCCGGAGGAGCAGCUAGUCCGGCCAACUCGCAGCAAAGCCAGCAACAGCAGCACUCCACAGCCAUCAGCACCAUGUCGCCGAUGCAACUUGCAGCGGCCACUGGAGGAGUUGGCGGGGAUUGGACGCAGGGAAGGACGGUGCAGCUGAUGCAACCCUCCACCAGUUUCCUGUAUCCCCAAAUGAUUGUGUCGGGCAAUCUGUUGCAUCCAGGAGGCCUCGGUCAGCAGCCGAUCCAGGUGAUCACCGCCGGCAAGCCGUUCCAGGGCAACGGCCCCCAGAUGCUUACCACCACUACUCAAAAUGCCAAGCAAAUGAUCGGCGGCCAAGCGGGAUUCGCCGGCGGAAACUACGCCACUUGUAUUCCUUCGAACCACAAUCAGUCGCCUCAGACGGUGCUCAUCUCGCCGGUGAAUGUCAUCUCCCACUCGCCACAGCAGCAGCAAAACCUUCUGCAAUCAAUGGCCGCCGCAGCUCAGCAACAGCAACUUACCCAACAGCAGCAGCAACAGCUUAACCAGCAGCAACAGCAGCUCAACCAGCAUCAGCAACAGCAACAGCUGACUGCUGCUCUGGCCAAGGUGGGAGUGGAUGCGCAAGGCAAGCUGGCACAGAAAGUGGUUCAAAAGGUGACUACCACCAGCAGCACGGUGCAGGCGGCGACGGGUCCUGGAUCUACUGGGUCAACACAGACCCAGCAGGUUCAGCAACAACAGCAGCAGACCACCCAAACCACUCAGCAGUGCGUGCAGGUUUCACAGUCGACUUUGCCAGUCGGUGUGGGUGGACAGUCUGUUCAGACUGCCCAACUUCUGAACGCUGGCCAAGCGCAACAAAUGCAGAUCCCUUGGUUCUGGCAGAAUGCUACGGCAGGCCUGCAACCCUUUGGCUCCAAUCAGAUCAUCCUACGAAACCAGCCAGACGGAACCCAAGGCAUGUUCAUUCAACAGCAACCGGCGACACAGACUCUGCAGACCCAGCAAAACCAGAUUAUUCAGUGCAACGUGACACAGACGCCCACUAAGGCACGCACUCAACUGGAUGCACUUGCUCCCAAGCAGCAGCAGCAGCAGGUUGGCACUACCAAUCAGACGCAGCAGCAACAACUAGCGGUGGCUACUGCCCAGUUGCAGCAACAGCAGCAGCAACUCACUGCAGCAGCUCUGCAGCGGCCAGGAGCCCCGAUCAUGCCCCACAAUGGAACUCAAGUGCGUCCGGCCAGUUCCGUAUCCACACAGACUGCCCAGAACCAGAGCCUGCUGAAGGCCAAAAUGCGGAACAAGCAGCAGCCGGUGCGCCCCGCUUUAGCCACAUUGAAAACUGAAAUCGGUCAAGUCGCAGGACAAAAUAAGGUUGUAGGCCACCUGACCACCGUGCAGCAGCAGCAACAGGCGACGAAUCUCCAGCAGGUGGUCAAUGCGGCGGGUAACAAAAUGGUUGUGAUGAGCACAACGGGCACUCCGAUCACCCUGCAGAAUGGGCAGACCCUUCAUGCAGCCACUGCGGCAGGAGUCGACAAGCAGCAACAGCAGCUACAACUGAUUCAGAAACAGCAAAUCCUGCAGCAACAAAUGUUUGCUGCCAUUCAAAUGCAGCAGCAGCAAGCGGCUGUUCAGGCCCAGCAACAACAGCAGCAACAGGUCUCUCAGCAGCAGCAGGUGAACGCCCAGCAACAGCAAGCGGUGGCGCAACAACAACAGGCAGUCGCGCAGGCUCAGCAACAGCAGAGAGAGCAACAGCAGCAAGUUGCCCAAGCCCAGGCGCAGCAUCAACAGGCUCUCGCGAAUGCCACUCAGCAAAUCCUUCAGGUGGCGCCAAACCAAUUCAUCACGUCCCACCAGCAACAGCAGCAGCAGCAACUUCACAACCAACUGAUACAGCAGCAGCUACAGCAACAGGCGCAGGCACAAGUUCAAGCCCAAGUGCAGGCUCAAGCGCAACAGCAACAACAGCAGCGAGAGCAGCAGCAGAACAUUAUCCAGCAGAUUGUGGUGCAACAGUCGGCUGGAGCGACUUCUCAACAGCAGCAGCAACCCCAGCAGCAGUCUGGUCAGUUGCAGCUUAGCAGCGUGCCGUUUUCGGUUUCAUCAUCGAUGACGGCGGAAGAUAUUGCCGGAAUAACUUCCAGUGCCCUACAGGAAGCUCUCUCGGCGUCCGGCGCCAUCUUUCAGACAACCAAACCGAUUACUUGCAGUUCCUCUACCCUCCCCACAAGCAGUGUGGUCACAAUUACCAGCCAGAGCAGCACUCCUCUGGUCACCAGCAGUACGGUGGCCAGUAUGCAGCAGGCUCAGGCGCAAGGUACUCAGAUCCACCAACAUCAGCAGCUAAUCAGCGCCACAAUUGCCGGGGGGUCUCAACAGCAGCAGCAGCAACUGGGACUACCUUCACUUACACCCACCACGCCCUCACCUACAACAAAUCCCAUUCUGGCCAUGACCUCUAUGAUGAAUGCCACCGUGGGUCACCUAUCUACUGCCCCGCCUGUGAGUGUUUCUAGUACCGCUGUCACUCCAUCGUCGGGGCAGCUGGUCACAUUAAGCAGUGCUAGUAGCGGUGGAGGAGCAGGCUUUCCAGCCACGCCCACCAAGGAGGCAUCUUCGAAAGGGCCCACCGCAACACUGGUGCCCAUUGGUUCGCCCAAGACUCCUGUAUCAGCAAAGGACACCUGCACUACCCCCAAAUCAUCUACUCCUGCCACUGUCAGUGCAUCCGUAGAGGCCAGUAGUUCCACAGGCGAAGCCCUGUCCAAUGGAGAUGCCUCAGAUAGGUCUUCCACGCCGUCAAAGGGCGCUACCACUCCCACCAGCAAGCAAAGCAAUGCAGUGCAGCCACCGAGUAGCACCACUCCCAGCAGUGUCAGUGGAAAAGAAGAGCCGAAGCUGGCAACCUCCGGCAGUUUAACGUCCGCAACAUCAACUUCAACCACGACGACGAUCACCAACGGGAUUGGAGUAGCCAGAACGACAGCCAGCACCACGGCUGUCUCAACCGCUAGCACAACCACUACCAGUUCUGGCACCUUUACCACAAUUUGCACCAGCACAACAACAACCACCACGUCGGGCAUCAGUAAUGGAUCGAAGGAUCUCCCCAAGGCGAUGAUUAAACCGAACGUCUUAACUCACGUCAUCGAUGGCUUCAUCAUCCAGGAGGCUAACGAGCCAUUUCCCGUCACUAGACAGCGAUAUGCAGACAAAGACGUCAGCGAUGAGCCGCCAAAGAAAAAGGCAACCAUGCAGGAGGACAUCAAGCUAAGUGGAAUAGCAUCAGCUCCAGGCUCGGACAUGGUUGCUUGCGAGCAGUGUGGAAAGAUGGAGCACAAAGCAAAGCUGAAACGGAAGCGCUACUGUUCGCCAGGAUGCUCGAGGCAGGCAAAGAACGGCAUCGGUGGAAUUGGAUCAGGAGAGUCCAACGGCCUGGGGACAGGCGGUAUAGUUGGUGUGGACGCCAUGGCAUUGGUGGACAGACUGGAUGAAGCCAUGGCUGAGGAAAAAAUGCAGACAGAAUCAUUCCAGACAGUAUCGGAGGCUUUGCCAAUUCAAGCGGCUACGCCGGAGGUCCCACCGAUUUCAAUGCCAGUGCUGGCGGCUAUGUCGACAUCCUCACCACUUUCGUUGCCCCUGACAUUGCCCUUGCCAAUUGCAAUAGCUCCCACUGUGUCACUGCCAGUGGUUUCAGCUGGAAUGGUUGCGCCGGUUCUAGCAAUACCAUCCUCGAAUGUAAAUGGACCCGAUCGCCCACCCAUCAGCAGUUGGAGUGUGGAAGAAGUUAGCAAUUUCAUCCGAGAACUGCCUGGCUGUCAGGACUACGUGGAUGACUUUAUACAGCAGGAGAUCGACGGUCAAGCGUUGCUGCUGCUCAAGGAGAACCAUUUGGUGAACGCCAUGGGCAUGAAGCUGGGUCCAGCUCUCAAAAUUGUGGCCAAGGUGGAGUCCAUCAAGGAGGUUCCGCCAGGCGAUGUAAAGGAUUAAAAACAUGCAACUAAGUCGAGGUUUCACAAGACCGAUCUCUUUAGUUUCCCGCGUUUCACCUAAAUGUAACAACAUUUACUUCGUGAGCGAAUGUGAUCAGACAGAACAAAGUGAAUCACGUUACGACUCACCACUUCUCACAGAACGUACACCCUAAUCAUCGAAUCUUCAAAGGCAACUCCGCAAAGAGCAACCGGUGCCUGGAAUCACUGACCCUGUUGCGAGGCGCAUCCCAUCCAGAAUCUAUGCAAUCCAUAAUUAGGUGAUGUAGGAGUUUUUCCCCUACAUGACAAAAGGAAGGAAUCUGAUCCUCCUUCGGCGCCGGAGCUGCAGCUAGUUUAAGCACCCCGGACAGACCCAAAGAUUGUGGCAAUAGUAGAGUUCAUAAAGAGAUUUCGCUUCUGUGCGACGAAAAGGACGCGGAGGUUAAAGGACUGGCGGCGCCAACGCCGUUGGAUCCGGGCCGGACAGACAGUCUCUAGCACUCUGCCUGAGUCUGAGGAUAGGAGCGGGCAGUAUUCUGACCUUCUAUUUGACCAUGCUGAUCUGCAUGGAGGAGGGCCUACCUGUGGACCGGGUCCAACCGGGUCUGCCGCCCAAGCUGAAUUUGAUUCACUUGAAGCGGACUAUCAAACCCUUUGUACGUAAUUUAAACUAAGCAAGAGGGGUAAUCUCGUAGCUCAAAUAACAGGACGCCACAUGUAUGAUAAAGCAUAGACUGCCAUCCCAGUCAUCAAUUCAUCACUCUGUAUAGAAGUUCACAAUUACACAUAAUCACUAACGUAUUUAUUGAAACGUUGUUAAUCAUUUCACAACACCCUAUGCGAAGAACAUGAAAAAAUCAUUUGAACUAGAGGUAAUCUGGGAUUAUAUUUACGUAGUUAGAAUUAAAACUUAAGCCUGAAGUAAUUCCUAAGUGAAACUGAAUUGAAUCCAACUAAACCUUUAAUUUAUUGAUAAACUUAGGUCGUAAUGAGUAACGUCUGCAGAAUUUUUGCCUUUAUUGCAAGGUUCCGAAAAUGCUGUCCAACUUUUCUAGAUCCAUUCAGUGGUCGGAGUUUAAUUUUUUUUUUGUUUUUCGAAACCUUUUCUCCUACUGACUGCUGAAGUAAAUAAAAAAAAAUAAAACUGUAAAGUUAUUAAUGAAAGUGAA
Molecule: messenger RNA, 5696 nt
Organism: Drosophila mauritiana
Lineage: Eukaryota; Metazoa; Arthropoda; Insecta; Diptera; Drosophilidae
Product: polyhomeotic-proximal chromatin protein-like
Exons: 4
Coding region: 497-4543 (1348 amino acids)
Cellular component (GO): nucleus
Molecular function (GO): protein binding; zinc ion binding
Source: RefSeq, a predicted model, not a curated record